Molecule: messenger RNA, 5684 nt
Organism: Malaya genurostris
Lineage: Eukaryota; Metazoa; Arthropoda; Insecta; Diptera; Culicidae
Gene: Usp1
Exons: 5
Coding region: 653-4414 (1253 amino acids)
Biological process (GO): protein deubiquitination
Cellular component (GO): cytosol; nucleus
Molecular function (GO): cysteine-type deubiquitinase activity; cysteine-type endopeptidase activity
Source: RefSeq, a predicted model, not a curated record
ACGAAUAUAACGAAAAGAGAUGAUGAGAUGGGGCUACCUGCUCGAGUAGUGAAUUGAGUUGAGGGCUUUUUUCCUAAUUGCGAAAAUGGAUUAGGAUUAUUCGAGUGUACAUUGAUAAUUUGAUGGGUUACAUGUAAUAUAACUCGGAAGAAUUAUUCGGAGGAGAGCUUAGGAGAAAUUCCUGUUUUUCUCCGAACCGUCUGUGUUUUCUUUUUCCCUGCUCGCAAUGAAUCAAAUAGGAAUCUAGCCUAUGUGUGUGUGCGUGUGUUUUACGGUUCGUACGUGUGGCAUCUCGACUAUGUGAAGAGAAAGAAGAAACGUCAAAAAUUCACUGCCUGCUGCUCCUCUGCUGUUUGUUCGCUUUUCGAAUCCAAAAGAGUAGACGUGCGUAAAUUUUCCACUAUUGUUUUGAAAAUAUUUUUCUUUUUCACAAUUUUUCGUGUACGAAACCAGACCAAAAAGUGGUGAGCGUUUUCCGACAGCCGGGAUCUAGUGCAAUUUCCAUCGGUUCAAUGGUGCUUCCGUGGGGCCUGCUGGCCAAUGUUUCGAGACGAAAGUAACUAUCAAGCGGUGGUCCUGAUGUGGUUGAAAAAUUGCGUUGCUUCUUCGAACGUGGCGCUGGCAGGGAACAACUGUGAAAAGUCACCCGAAAAUGCUAAAACCCACACUUGAGCUCGAACAGAAGGAUGUAAAUCCAGAUGAUUAUUUGGAGGCAAAAGCAAACAACUUACAAGUAGAAUCACAAUCACAGCAACCAUCGGCGGCUGCCUUAACAACAAGGAGUCAUUUUCGACAUCAAGAGCAAAACUUGUCACUAGCGAGUUGGAAGUUACCUUUCGGUGCCGUUAACAACAACAACAGUAGCAGCAGCAGCAACAACAACAACAACAACAACGGUUCUACACACCAAUUUCCACAGAUUAAGCUUAAACGCCGUUUCUGGGAUAAGGAGAAUAGCGAUUUUGUCGAGAACGCAACAACCAGCUUACUGCAGGAGCAAGAGGAAGAGGAAGAACAACCGGUCAGGAAACGGACUUUCAGAGAACUACUCGACGAACGUUUUCACAACCGUCAGAAAGAGGAUACUAAAAGUAGUAAGCCCCGUAAGCGGAAACAUUGUCUGAGUCUUGCAACUGCGGAACAAUUUCGAGAGAAGAAAAAACAGAAAACGGAUAACGGUGUUUCCGAACAGCUAAUACAGUGUAGUCCACCGGUUUUCGAAGAGGAAAAUACUGAUCCAAAAGAAUCACAGGAACUCGUGGAUCAAAGUGAAGUGGUUAGUCAAACUAACAGUUCAUCCGGAAAACGUUCAUCUCAAUCGAUCAAUUGGGAUCUAGUAGAAGCUUUUAUUGAAGAAGAAGAGGAAGAAGAACAAGAGGAAACGACUAAAUCGACGGAACAGCAGGCUUCGUCGUUCGAUCUUGAUUCGUUCAUUGCUACAAGAACGAAUAGUUGCCCGCCGCGAACCUACAACGGCUGUUCGAGUAGUCGGUUAUCGCUAUCGAAAAAUUUCCAACAGCAACAAGCAGCCAAUAGAGAGAGCAACAGCAAUUCGUCGGUUUGCUACCGGAAGGAGGAGCAUCGGCAUCACCGCGAGGCCCAGUGUGCCAAACCAAAGGACGCUGGUGAGGACGACAUGUCCAUUCACCAUCAGCAACACUAUCAUCUGCCGUGUACCAGUGUAAAUAGCAAUACUACCAGCUUUCCGGAGGUCGCAUCAACCACGUCAAUUCUGCUGCUGGCAGCAGCUGCAGAGGAAUCCAGUAAAAUGUCAGGUCACGCACACUACACCCGAAGCAAGCCAAACACGAUGCAAGGACGAUUUACGCUUAAUUCAGGGACGGAUAUGGCUUUGGCGGCCUCACUGAACGAGCUUCCGCGAAGCAAGGUCAACAGUUUGCAGGGUCGAGUCGACACCGGAACGGCAACGGAACUGGCCAUUGCCCAAUCGUUGAGUGAAGAGCAGCAGAACAUUUUAGCGGCAGUUAGCAGCACCCCAGUGGCCGCACCGGUGGUCGUUAAUCUUAAUACUCCGGUCACUUCGGCGACUAUCGUGGCAGCAGCCAAUAUGAACAACUCGUUGGCUACGCUCUGUAACAUCGGUAACUCGUGCUACCUAAACUCAGUGCUGUAUACGCUCCGUUUUGCCCCCAACUUCAUUCACAAUCUUCAUCACUUGAUCGAAGACACGGACAGUGUGUAUCAGCGACUUAGCCAGAACAAACUGAAAUCCUCAUCCCUCGGACGAAACAUUCCCGGACUGCACGGUUCGAGUGGUCGUAGCUGGAGCAGCAAGGAUCUCGCAUCGCUGGGUGUUUCCAACACUGCAAACAAUUCCUCAUCUUCCACGACGCAGUCACAGUCGGGGGCCAAUACUGCUGCUGGGGUCACGGUUGCCAACGGAACGGUCGCACUACCCGUGGCACGAGAGGAAAAUCUACCGCCGAAAAGCAAUCGUCAGGUGGUAACCGAACAACUACACGAACUGUUCCAAAAUCUGCACCGAAACGAAGCGAUCGAGACGAUGGAACCAUUCCACGCCGGAAACAUCCUGCGGGCGGUGCAGGAUGUGAGCGCAACGUUCGAAGGAAACCAACAGCAGGAUGCUCACGAGUUUUUGAUGUGCGUACUGGACAGCAUACGGGAGUCGUGCCAGGCUCUCAUCAAAACAAUCACCGAUCAUCCGGAUGUGUUGAUCAAUGCAUGUCCGCCGGUACCGGAAUCCAUCGAAACAUUCGUACCGGAGACAAAAAGCAGUAGGGGUAAUUACUUCUUCCGCCGGCGAAGAGAUGCAUCGAAGCCGACGAAAUCGAUCAACGGUGGAGGCGGUGUGGCGUCGACUCUUCCCAAGACCGGCGGUAGCAUACUUGGAGGUGGCGGUGAUGGUUCAAAAACAACAACUACUACUACAACGGCUGCCGAUCAGGUGGCUCACCUAAAGAAUGCCCUGUUUGCCAAACCGUCUGCCGCGCUGGACCAACAGCUAGUCCGGGAACGGGUCCACGCGCUCGGAUUGGAUUUCUUCCGGGAUGACUUCGAGGGUGUCACGGUUUCCAAAACCAAAUGUUUGGCCUGCGAAACGUGCACCGAGCAGAAGGAAACUAUGAUCGAUAUUGCGAUACCGAUUGCGGCCAGUGAGGUUAGCGAUGCUGCAAAGAAUCCACAGCUGUUCUAUCAGAACUCCUGCAUCACGCGAGAAUACUUCCGAGGUGACAACAAGUACCGCUGCGAGGUAUGCUGCGGCUACAGAGAAGCGAUCCGGUCGAUCUCGUUCGAAGUACUACCGCGGCAGCUGAUACUGCAACUGAAGCGCUUCAACGGCGACAUGGAGAAAAUCAACAGCUACAUCCCGACGCCGUUUGUGUUGCGGUGCUUCUGCAAUACCUGUUUGCCAAAGUCGGACUGUGAUAAGCCCCACAUUUACCGCUUGUACAGUGUGAUCACUCACGUCGGGGCUCGGAUGUCGGUUGGACAUUACAUUGCGUACACCAGUUCGCUAGAUGUUCAUGCGGAGUUCUUGGGCUGCGGGAAAGACCGACGACGGCAGCUCUUUCUGUCGGGUGGUUCCAUUGAUGGUGGCGGUGGCGGCAGUGCCGGCAGUUUAGCGAGCACCGGUGCCGGUACGACCGGCAAGGGGACCAGCGAAAAAAGCACUUCGGGACAGCUGAAGAAAUUGUUUAGCAGCAAGAAGGCCUCUAGUGCAGGAGAUAUAAGCAAGAAGUUCAAGAACAAUGUGGUAAACAAGCUGAACCUAAUCAACGGAAUAGAAAGUUUGAAUUUGAACAAUGGCACAAGUUCGGGUUCUGCGCACGGUGGUAAUAAUUUGGCCUCUUUCCGAUCACAAUCGGGAAGCAAUAGUCCGAGUAGCAAUGGAACGCCAACUGCUUCGUUACCUAAUCGUAUACCGUGCGGUGGUCUGAACUGUUGUGGAAUUCAUUUGAAAAAUAGUCAUCUCAAUUUAUAUGGUAACAAUAAUAAUAACAACAACAACAACAGCAACAGUAGCAGCAAUAACUCAACGGGCAGUGCGGGUGGUCUGACGGCCACCAAUGGAACCCUUUUGGACGGUGGCAGUGCAGGAGAUAUUCACACCAACUGUAUAAACUCAUCAUCGCUGUUAGGCACGAUCGGCGGAAAUGGCAUCUCGAUAACGACACCGGCGGCAUUCGAGCAAAGUUUAAGCCAGCAGCUGUGGCACAUGUGCGAUGAUGAUAAAAUCAAAAUAAUGUCCCAGACUGAGUUCGAAGAGCUACUGUCGCCCAACCGGCGGCAUGUUGUUACACCGUAUCUGCUGUUCUACGCCCGGUACGAUCUCGUACAGGGCAACCGACCGAAGGACACGGUAGCGGAUUGUGGUGAAACGAUCAACUAUGCCAGUGAGUGUUGCGUCGAUGGACUCACCAUCAACGAUUAAUGUUUAUACCGGGGUCGAACGGUAGGUUGUCUUUAGUAUCCUUUGUGUUCAGAGUUUAAUUCGACAAAAAUUGUUCAGAGCAGUGCAGAAAAUAAACCGGCUGAUAAAUAGGUACGGUUCGGCAAUGUCAGAUUGAAGGGCACUGAAUCAUUUGUAAUAUAUAAAAUAAGUUCGGUAAUGUUGUUAUAUGUAAUUUAUGCUUUAUCCUACCUGGAGAAGAGUGCGGUAAUGUUGACAAUACGCUCAUUCGUCAUGGUGGACGAAAACAUUGGUAUGUUUUUGAGUUGCCAGUCGUUACCAUCCAGGGUUAGAUAAAUCUCGUCGUCCAUCACCACCGCCACGUUGCCACGGCAAUUUUUGUCCAUUUAUUUCAAAUGAAAACGGGUAAUGACUGUCGUAAGGCACGUUGCACUGUCCUGUUAAAACCAGUAGCCAUUCAAAUCAUUUUCACGAACAAUGGGCAUAACAAAAUCAUUUAUCAUGGCUCGAUAACGAUCGCCAUUAGCAGUUUUCGUUGCUCCACCAUCCUCUUGGAAGCAAUACGGACCAAUCACUAUAUCCGCAUAAACACCACACCCAACUUAUCUUUUUGGUCGUUUAGAGGCUAUUCCUCAAUUAAUUGAGGGUUUUCAGUGGCAUAGAACCGACAAUUUUGCCUAUUAACGCAUCCAUUUAAUGUGAAAUGUACCUCGUCUGACAUUAUGGUUUGGUUUGGUUUGGUUUGGUUAUUUUGCUGUGUACUGUUCCAUGGUGAAAUAUGUGUGUUAUUCUCGGAACGACAAGGUAAAAAUUUACUCUCGGACACCUGAAAUGAUCACUCAAGGUGUGAGGUACAGCUCAAAACCAAAACCCGUCCAAAAACGAUCAUGCCUACUUGCGCUACUGUCUUCUGAACCGAUUUUCACAAUUUUAGAUGCAUAUGAAAAGAUAUAAUUUCCCAUAGAACACUUUCAAAUUUUGUUCGGAUCCGACCUCCGGUUCCAGAGUUACAGGGUGACAUGUGCAAAAAAUAAGCCCUCCAUGCUCUUGUAGAUGGCGGAACCGCUUUCUUUAAAUUUAGAUUCAAAUGAAAGGUCUCACAUACUCGUACAACAAUACUGACUACAAAUUUGGAUUCGAUGUUUAGUGGAAUUCUAAGACUUUUUUAGCAUCAAAAAAUUAUUUUGGCUAAAAAUUUGAAAAUUCCUAUUCAAAAAAAUUUUUUUUUUGAUGACACUAAAUCUCGUCGUUUCAUGCAAUUAAAAGACUUUUGGUAUCAACAAAUUUUUUU